Paramecium tetraurelia is the source of this 445-nucleotide messenger RNA. RefSeq lists its product as uncharacterized. Lineage: Eukaryota; Ciliophora; Oligohymenophorea; Peniculida; Parameciidae. The record is from RefSeq and is a predicted model, not a curated record. The transcript has a single exon.
AAUUAGAAAGAAAACCAUUAUAAAUCUCUCCAAAGUUGCCUGCAUUCUCCUUCAAUCCUCCGAUAAUCAAUAAACUAUUCUGACACUUAUUGUUUAAUAUCGUAUCAUUAUUGCUACUCUGACAUUUCAAUAAGACAUUCUCAACCAAUUAUCGUAAUACCAUGUAACUAUUGGAUGAAUGUUUAUUUAUUUUUUCCAAUUUGCCAAUAUUCCCCUAUAAUGCAUUCAUUUAUAUGAAACAAGUCUAAACCUAAUCCCAAUCUAGUAGUCUAACUUAAAAUCUUACAUUUUUAUAAUUAGUAGCAUGAUAAUACAGUUCUUUCCAUUUAUUAAAGCAAUUGGUCUUAGUCUAAAAUAUUUUGUUAAGAUUGUGAGUUUAAUGAUAUCAAUUCUUGGUAACAACCUUAAGGUGUAUGCUUUUGGGUACUCAAAAUGUUGUUAAUGA